Colletotrichum costaricense is the source of this 186-nucleotide messenger RNA. RefSeq lists its product as uncharacterized. Bases 1 to 186 code for a protein of 61 amino acids. The record is from RefSeq and is a predicted model, not a curated record. The transcript has a single exon. Lineage: Eukaryota; Fungi; Ascomycota; Sordariomycetes; Glomerellales; Glomerellaceae.
AUGCUAUGGUCCUGCUGCCUGGGUUUGCUUCUAUCAUCUCCCGGACAAGCCGCAGAUGUCAAGCGGGAACCGGAAGCAUUCACGCGGCGAAGCGGGCGUUCUCGCGCAAAGUCUAGCUGCAACCUGCCUCACCGAUAUCCAACUCCACGACCGCGAAGCUACACUACAAACUUUCUUGAUCAAUAA